Messenger RNA from Silurus meridionalis, 3128 nucleotides. It is a transcript of the gene znrf1, whose product is annotated as zinc and ring finger 1. The coding region runs from base 917 to 1609 and encodes 230 amino acids. NCBI's taxonomy places the organism in Eukaryota, Metazoa, Chordata, Actinopteri, Siluriformes, Siluridae. The transcript is spliced from 5 exons. The record is from RefSeq and is a predicted model, not a curated record.
UUAAGAUAAGGAAAAUGAUUAAAAGAUUUUGAAAAUAUAUAAAUUACUAUAAUGUAUAAUAAAAAUGUGUUUGGUUGAUUAUUUAUUAAAUUCUGUAUGUAGGAUAUCUAUGUGGUCUCCAUCUUUUCUUUCCAGCUGUAUCCGCGCAUGCGCAAUAAAAGCAGCCGUUUUUUUUUUUUUUCUUUUUCUAACCACGCUGCCCAAUCCGCGCAUGCUCAAUAAAGCAUCUGUCCAAUCUGGUAUUUGGCGAGUUUGCGCUUGCGCGGUAACCGUCUUCCAUUGUCUACCAGCAACAGCGGCACCACGGCGGAGAGCUCUGGAAGCGCAGCGCACCUGGAUUAUAAACGCCGCCGCCGGACGCAAACACACAUUGACACACACUCUCAUACAUGCCGCAUGCUGAGUGACAUGCGGUGCCACAUGUCAUGGCCUGAUGUUCCGAGAUUAUUGGGCUUGAAAUGACCGAGGAAGGAGCAGCGUGCGGUGUGAGCGUGCUGCGGAUUCGUCCUCAGCGCCGCGGGCUUUGUCAUCGUUUCUGCCGUGAUUUCGCUCAGCCUGUCCUGUCAGUCACUUGACGAGGGCGUGCGUCGGUGUUUCCGUUCCGUUACAUCAAAACUGGCCCUUUUUUGUCUUUCUUAUAUUUUGAUCUUUUCCUGGUCUUGGAGUUGAUUUCUCCAUGACUCGACCGAGAAAACGGGCUCUCUCGUCUCCCGGACACAGCUGCUUCAGUCAGACUUGACAACCCGGAUUUUUUUUUUGUUGUUGCGUUUUGUCGGCACUCAAUUGAGGAAGCCCGACUGAAAAAUCCCCUCACUCGAGGGGCGACUCGUGUCCUCUUAUUUCCGUCACAUAACCCACCCCCGGACCCUUUACCCCACCCCACCCCUCUUCCUUCCGCGGGAACCCCGUUUUUCACAUGGGUGGUAAGCAGAGCACGGCGGCCCGUCCGCGGCCCCCGUUUCCUGGUGUGUCCACAGACGACAGUGCGGUGCCGCCGUCGGCCCACUUCGGCCACUUCCGAACGGCGGGGACGAUGGGGCUCCGCAGCCGCUCGGUGAGCUCUGUGGCGGGCAUGGGCAUGGAGCACAACGGCGCCGUGCCCUUCGGUUUCUACACCUCCACCACCAACGCCUCCACACAGGCCGCCCCGCCCAGGGCGACGGAACCGGACCGGGCUGCAGCGGGACAAGGCUCCGGUUCGGGCUCGGACUCGGUACGCGCUCACGGCUACCGCGAGACACCCGGGGAUGCGCGGCACACUGACGGCGUGUUGUACCUGGGCUCGCGCGGCUCGCUGGCGGACACGUUGCCCCUGCACAUCGCGCCGCGCUGGUUCAGCGCACACAGCGGCUUCAAGUGUCCUGUAUGCUCCAAGUCGGUGGCAUCCAAUGAAAUGGAGGUUCACUUCAUCAUGUGUCUCAGUAAGCCCCGCCUUUCCUACAACGAAGACGUGCUGGCAAGAGAUGCAGGAGAGUGUGUGAUCUGUCUGGAGGAGCUGCAACAGGGAGACACCAUCGCCAGACUGCCGUGCCUCUGCAUCUAUCACAAAAGCUGUAUAGACACGUGGUUUGAGAUCAACCGCUCCUGCCCAGAACAUCCUUCUGACUGACCUCCAUUUCCUCUUACUACUGCUGAGCAAGGGCACUUUAUGGACCUACACCUGGCUAUCUGGACACUGAUAAAACAAUCAGUCCUAUUUAUUCGAUCAGAUUGGAUCAAACCUGCGGCGGCAGCAACACGGAAAACCAAAAAAGAAGAACAGAACACACCAUCGAGUGUUACUUAUCACACGUGUCCCAUCAUCCCCUUGCCUGCUAUACUAGCUAGCGACUGUGCUACCCGUUACCUGCCCCUCAUUUUAGAGACCGACGCUGGAUCUUUGUCCCCCAGGAGUCUCGGGUCUUCGGGGUUGCCCCGUGUUCUUCUGGCGUACCUGUCCAACAAGAAGCUGGACAAAGGGCUCACAGUUGGAGGAGGGGGGUGGGGCCAAACGGAACCAAUCAGAUGGCCAAUUUUGGAAUAUGCCAAUUAGAUGGUCGUUGCUUGUACUUUGUGUUGUCCUUAUUUGGAGAUGGGGGCGGGGUUAGGUAUAGCGGGAUACUGGAUUAUGGGGUUGGAAUUCAUGUGGGUGAGUGUGUGUGUGUUCUGUGCACCAAAGCAAGGUAUGUGUGUGUGUGUGUGUGUGUGUGUGUGUGUGGGUAUGAAGUCUACAAAUUGCUGUGCUGUGAACAGUCUGGUGUGUGUGUGUGUGUGUGUGUGUGUGUGUGUGUGUGUGUGUGUGUGUGUGUGUGAGAGAGAGGGGGGCAUCAGCCCUGGGAAUUGAAAUUUUCCCAUUACAUCGGCCCAAUCUUUUUAUUUGCAUUUUAAUUUACAAUGUCACUUCAAUUCCCCCAUAAGGGGGUGUGUGUGUGUGUGUGUGUGUGUGUGUGUGUGUGUGUGUGUGUGUGUGUGAGUGCUUGUACACAUCUGGAAAGCUGCUUAACGUCUGAAUGUGGAACCACAGACAGACUGGUGUGAAACUGUUGCGAGAUACGAUCUUCCUCUACCCUUUGUGUUCUUUACAAUCCUGUGAGAAAACUCGCACAAAAUAAAAAGAAACUCUUGAAGCUCCAGGAUGCCUCUGCUGUAUAAAGAACAUCUGCUUUUAGAAAAUGUGAGAAUUGUAAGAAGAAGAAAAAAAUAUCCGCAAAGGAAAUACGAUGGAUGGAAAUACCCUGAAAAAGACUAAAGGGAAAAAGGCGGGGCCAUGCGAACUGACCAAUCACAUGGCAGUCCUGCUCCCGCUGUUGUGUUAAGGUGGCUGUUGCUUGUACUUCAUGUUAUCUUCAUUGGGAAAUGGAGGUGUGGGGUGUGGGGGUGAGAAUGGAAAUGAUCGCAAAGCGAAUCGGAAGCAGGAAACGCCACUUGGUGACGUUGGAACGCCGCUAAGGGACACUUUCGUUUCCUGCUUUCCUUCAUUUCAUGUUUUUAUUUUUUAUUUUUAUGGUGAUACAUUUCUGAAGAUGUGAAUGGACGCCUGUUUUUAGGAUGUUAAACUUAAAUGUCUGAUGACUUUGAUGUGCAGUCUGUGGGCUGAGUAAAACUGAUAAUGAUCAAUAUAAUAAAAAAAAUACAAAAUAUUAGACUUA